Sorghum bicolor (sorghum) is the source of this 1713-nucleotide messenger RNA. RefSeq names its product E3 ubiquitin-protein ligase PUB23. The record is from RefSeq and is a predicted model, not a curated record. NCBI's taxonomy places the organism in Eukaryota, Viridiplantae, Streptophyta, Magnoliopsida, Poales, Poaceae. The transcript has a single exon. Gene Ontology annotation, biological process: protein ubiquitination. Gene Ontology annotation, molecular function: ubiquitin protein ligase activity. Bases 156 to 1430 code for a protein of 424 amino acids.
CCUCUUCCAUUCGUUCAACUCCAGCCAGCAAACUCAAACAACAUCAUCUCCUCUUCGAUCUGCAUCGAUCCUGUCCCGGUCCGUCGCAACCGUCAACCUCGCUCCUCCGAUUCAAUCACACGCACAGGCAUCAAGCAGCGACCACAGCAAGCAGCAUGGAGGUCUCGUCGUCCUCGGCGGCGGCGGAGGUCCCCCACUAUUUUCUCUGCCCGAUCUCGCUGGAGGUGAUGCGUGACCCGGUCACGCUCGCCACCGGCAUCACCUACGACCGCGCCAGCAUCGAGCGCUGGCUCUUCGCCGACGGCCACGCCACCUGCCCCGUCACGCGCCGCGCGCUGGCGCCCGCCGAGAUGGACGCCACGCCCAACCACACGCUGCGCCGCCUCAUCCAGGCCUGGUGCGCCGCGCACCAGGUCGAGCGCUUCCCCACGCCGCGCCCGCCGCUCGACUCGUGCCGCGUCGCCGCGCUCCUCGACGAAGGACGACACGGCGGGGACCGCCAGGCGGCAGCCGCGCUCAGGGAGAUCAAGGCCGUCGUCGCAGAGAGCGAGCGCAACAGGCGCUGCGUCGAGGCCACGCCAGGCGCCGUCGACUUCCUCGCCUCACUUGUCGCGAAGCACUCAUCCAAGCGCGCCAGCAGCCAGCAAGACGCCGCAGACGACUUCGUGCUGGAUUCUCCGACCUCCACGAGCUCGCCGGCGGAGGACGCGCUCGGCGUCCUCUACUCGCUGAAGCCGUCUGAGCGGAGCCUUGCCCAGAUCUUGGAACGGGACGCCGACUUCCUCGACACGCUGGCGUGCGUCCUGCGCCGCCCGAGCUACCGGUCGCGCGCCUACGGCAUCCUUCUCCUCAAGGCGAUAACGGCGGUCAUGACGCCGGCGCGGCUCAUGACGGUGAGCGCCGACCUGGUGCAGGAGGUGGUGCGCGUGGUCUCGGAUCGGGUGUCCUCCAAGGCUGUACGGGCGGCGCUGCACGUGCUGUGCCGCCUCUGCCCCUGGGGCCGGAACCGCGUCAAGGCCGUCGAGGCCGGCGCCGUGGCCACGCUGGUCGAGCUGCUCCUCGACGAGGGUGGCCGCCGCGUCACCGAGCUAGCCGUCGUGGCCAUCGACCACCUCUGCGGCUGCGCGGAGGGCCGGUCGGAGCUGGUCGCGCACCCGGCGGGGCUGGCCGUCGUGUCCAAGAAGGUCAUGCGGGUGUCCGUAGUCGCCACCGAGAGCGCCGUGCGCGCGCUCCACGCCGUGGCCAGGCAUUCGCCGACGCCCUCCGUGCUGCAGGAUAUGCUCGCCGUCGGUGUGGUGGCAAAACUGCUGCUAGUGCUGCAGGUCAAUGCCGGCGAUAGGGCCGGUAUCAGGGCAAAGGACAUGCUAAAGACACACGCUAGGGUUUGGAAGGACUCGCCAUGCCUCCAAAGGGAUUCUUACCCUUGCUGAUACAUACAUAUACUACUACAUGUACAUUACAUUGAUAUUUGUAGCCAAAAGGAGCACACAUUUUGAUUCUCCUUUUCAAGUUUGUUACUAAUUAAAUUAUUUUAGUUUGUACAUGUACAAAUUCUUUCAUGUUUCAAUCAAAACGAAAAAGAAUGUAACACGUUCUAGUCGCUCACGUCCUUUAAUUUAGAGAUACAUAUAUACUCUCCAAAUUAAGUGGAAAAUGUAUCUAUUUUCGUUGUUGGUCCUCAGUGUACAUUUGGAAUAAAUCAGAAGUUGUACA